UUCUUCUUCUUCUUCAUCUCUUUUGUUUCCCAGCUUUCAUUAAUUUGGUUUCUUUUCUUCGGUUUUUGAUCAAAUUAUUUACCAACCCUUCACAACAUUAUAUACAAUAUAUAUAAAUCACUAGUACUUUUUUUUUUUUAGUGGUGAUUUCAAUGUCUGAGGACAUGAAUUUAUCAAUAAACGGCCAAUCUCAGGUUCCUCCCGGAUUCCGGUUUCAUCCCACCGAAGAGGAGCUUCUUCACUAUUAUUUAAGGAAGAAAGUGGCUUUUGAGAAGAUUGAUCUCGAUGUGAUUCGUGAAGUUGAUCUUAACAAGCUUGAACCAUGGGAUAUCCAAGAGAAGUGCAAGAUAGGAUCCACGCCGCAGAAUGAUUGGUACUUCUUUAGUCACAAGGACAAGAAAUACCCGACCGGGACUAGAACGAACCGCGCCACCGCGGCCGGGUUUUGGAAGGCGACCGGACGGGAUAAGAUCAUCUAUAGUGGGUUUAGAAGGAUUGGAUUGAGAAAGACCUUGGUGUUUUACAAAGGAAGAGCUCCACAUGGACAGAAGUCCGACUGGAUUAUGCAUGAAUAUAGGCUAGAUGAAAGCACCGGCCAUGAGUCCACUACUGUUUCUAAUCCGAUAUCGGUGGAUUCGGUACCGGAGGACGGGUGGGUGGUUUGCCGGGUGUUCAAGAAAAAGAAUUACCAGAAAGCACUGGACAGUCCCAAAUCAUCGUCCAAUAUGUCCGUGGACUCGAACAACUCUCAUCACCACCAUCAUCAGAUGCAAUGUUCAAGAAACGACGGUGUUUUGGAUCAGAUACUCCUCUACAUGGGAAGAACUUGCAAGCUUGAAAACGAUUCCCUAACCACCAACAACAAUAUAUCCGAGAGGUUUCUCUCAUCAAAUAACAACAACAACAACAUGGUUGGUCAUCAUGAUCAUCAUACAGUUCUUCAUGAAAGAUUCAUGCAUCUUCCUAGGCUCGAGAGCCCAAGUACUAUCCCUAACUCACUUCCCAUCAACAAUUUUGAUAAUCAUCAUCAUCAUCAUCAUGAUCGUGGUUUUAAGUCCUAUCAAUCAAUGGACGAGAUGCUCUUGGACACCGACCCUCACCAGAGCGAUAACCUUCACGAGCCCAAUCCCACCAACUGGGUGGCGCUUGACCGGCUCGUGGCAUCGCAGCUCAACGGCCAAGAGCCGGAGACGUCGAAGCCGCUAUCCUGCUUCGGCGACCCUAACAUGACGGCGACGUCGUUUUGCAGCCCCGAUCCACCGGAAGACGAGGACGACGUCGUACAGUUGUCGUAUCCGUACGGCCUGCGGUCCGGUACUAGUACUGCUGCUUUAGCCAGUAGAGGCUCGCAGGCUCAAGUCUACAAUGAGAAUGACCUAUGGAGCUUUGCCAGAUCAUCAUCGUCGCCGUCGUCGUCAGACCCGUUAUGCCACUUGUCAGUAUAAGAGAAGCUUUUUGAAUAAAUACAUAACACAAUAUAUAUAUAUAU
Messenger RNA from Morus notabilis, 1489 nucleotides. Its product is annotated as NAC domain-containing protein 43. Bases 153 to 1445 code for a protein of 430 amino acids. The record is from RefSeq and is a predicted model, not a curated record. Gene Ontology annotation, biological process: regulation of DNA-templated transcription. Gene Ontology annotation, molecular function: DNA binding. The transcript has 3 exons. Lineage: Eukaryota; Viridiplantae; Streptophyta; Magnoliopsida; Rosales; Moraceae.